GCGCAGAGGAGGGAGAAGCGCCCAGGAGAAAGCGCUGAGGAAUUUAUUACCUUUGUUUCUCCGGCUGGCGUUCUGCCAUGUGCUAGAAAAAAAGACAAAUACACGAAGGAUUAUUGUUUAAGAAAGCUUCGAGAAAUCGAAAAGCAAAUUGCUUCGUACAAUGCGCUUAGUGAUAAUAAAAUCGCUACAAUUCACAUGAGUAGCAGUGGCGAAAUGAAAAUGUACGGCAGCAAAUUCAUCGUCAAUGCUUGCUUGCACUCAUCUAUAUCCAGAAACCUCGAAAAAGAAUACAGUGAGAGAAGGGAGUUCAAGGAAGAGGACACCGAUGAUGAGGUGAAGUACCAUGCCUUUUCCAGUGCUCUGCCAUUCUGUCCAUCGGCUGUUUGCUUUUGUUACUCCACACAGUCGUCUCUUUUGCCUAGUGAAAUGAAAGCCCAUUCGAUUGUUGAUCUUGAAAGAGAUAUUUUGAAAUACGCCUACAACCACUAUGCCUACUUCAUGGAGUAUCAUUUCGGGAUUCGCGACCCAGGGUCUGGUGAGGGGCUGCAAGGCGAAGAAGACAGACUACGAGUAAAGAGCAGGAGUCAGCAGUCGAUUGGGAUUCAGAGCGAAUCAGCAGUUUUGCGUAUUCGUUAUGAGCGGAUGAGCGAGGAUUUUCGCAUGAUUAUGGAUGCAGUGAACAGAAUGCAAAAUCAUUCAACCUGCAGAGCUAUGGUGCUUCUUGUGGAUGAGCGGAAUAAAUGGAGUGUGGCUGGCGAUAAAACUUUGAUUGCGGCCCUCGUGAAUUCAAACAUUCCUCAGUGUGUGCCAGAGGCUGCGAGCUUUGAUUUUGAUAAUGUAAUUUUCCUUUUUUUUUGA
This is a messenger RNA of Gongylonema pulchrum, 858 nucleotides long. The record is from the annotation of a GenBank genome assembly. Lineage: Eukaryota; Metazoa; Nematoda; Chromadorea; Rhabditida; Gongylonematidae.